This is a messenger RNA of Phragmites australis (common reed), 1583 nucleotides long. RefSeq names its product myb-related protein Hv33-like. The coding region runs from base 394 to 1311 and encodes 305 amino acids. The record is from RefSeq and is a predicted model, not a curated record. The transcript has 3 exons. Lineage: Eukaryota; Viridiplantae; Streptophyta; Magnoliopsida; Poales; Poaceae. Gene Ontology annotation, biological process: regulation of stomatal movement.
UGUUAGACUACAGAGUAGUACUUUCUUCCUUUCUGGCUCUCUCCUUCCUAGCUCGCUCCCCUCGCGCGCUCGCACCGCGCCAUUUUUAAUCCCAACUUCUCCCACAAACCAGAGGUAUCUUAACCUCCAAUCCACUGCACAUCUCUCUCUCUCUCUCUCUCUCUCUGCUUGCUUAGAACCCACUUGAUCGCUGCUUCGCCUCCCAGCCCUCCUCGGCUUCCCCGUACGUGCGCAGUUCUCGGCACGCUUCCCCAUAUAUACCCCGGCCGCUCUCGGCAGAUAGGCGACGAGCGAACCGUCACGCAUACCGAAGGACUAGGUAGAGCGGCUAUCGAGAUCGUUCAUUCGGCAGGCCGGCCGUGUCGGGCGGAGCCGAACGCGCGGGAGGCGGGAAUGGGACGGCACGCGUCCACCGGCGGCGGAGUCCAGCAGAAGCUGCGCAAGGGGCUGUGGUCUCCCGAGGAAGACGAGAAGCUCUACAAUCACAUCAUCCGUUACGGCGUCGGGUGCUGGAGCACCGUGCCCAAGCUCGCAGGGUUGCAGAGGUGCGGCAAGAGCUGCCGGCUGCGGUGGAUUAACUACCUGCGCCCCGACCUGAAGCGGGGCAGCUUCUCGCAGCAGGAGGAGGACGCGAUCCUUGGCCUGCAUGAGAUCCUGGGGAACAGGUGGUCGCAGAUCGCGUCACAUUUGCCCGGCCGGACGGACAACGAGAUCAAAAACUUCUGGAACAGCUGCCUCAAGAAGAAGCUGCGGCAGCGAGGCAUCGACCCCAGCACCCACAAGCCCAUCUCGGCCUCCCCGGCGGCAAUGGAGCCGGCGCCGCAAGACCAGAAGCCGCUGGCCGCGUCCGACACUGACGGCUUCACCCUGAAGCAGCAGCAGGUGUUCGACCCGUUCCCGCUGACCGACAGCUUCGGUGGCGGCUUCGGCGCGGCUGGUGUAGCAUUGUACGGCGACCUCGGCGGCGGCAAGGACGCGGCCGGAUUCGUGGACUACAGCAGCGUGCUAGACGUGUCCGAGAACCUGGGCUACGGCGAGAGCUCCAGCAACAGCAGCAACUGGAACUGCGCCGUGGGCGCGCCCGAGGUGAACAAUGCGCUCGACGGCGAUGCGCUGCAUUGGGCCUCCGAGAGCAAGCUCGAGCCCUUGGCCGGGUACGGAGCCGACGGGAAGGCGCUCAAGCACAAGUUCGUGCUACCCUGCCACGGGCAGCAAGAACAGAGCAUGCCGCAUUUCGACUUCGAUAUCAGCCGGGGCGCAGUGGUCAGCGAGUUCAACCUCGAUUUCUUCAGAGGUUUUUGUGAAUCUUAGUAUCGUAUAUACUGCUCGAUAUUAAAGGCAUUUUACACAGGGACAAAAACGUACCAAUUGGGAGUAAUUUCCUUUAGUCCUUAGUCCUUACUACAAUGUUUUGUCUUCCUUUGUUUUUAUGUUCCCUGUAUGUGUAAAAUAAAGGCUUACAUAUAUAUAGGAAUGUAAACACAGUGUAGCUGCUAUUAAGGUUUUGUAAGAGUAAGUUUCUUACUUCGUGUACUCAGUUCAGUUUCUACCACUAAAAAAGACUCCGAAUUUCUUUAUGUAUU